This is a messenger RNA of Nanorana parkeri, 1279 nucleotides long. It is a transcript of the gene B4GALT4, whose product is annotated as beta-1,4-galactosyltransferase 4. NCBI's taxonomy places the organism in Eukaryota, Metazoa, Chordata, Amphibia, Anura, Dicroglossidae. Bases 148 to 1200 code for a protein of 350 amino acids. The record is from RefSeq and is a predicted model, not a curated record. Gene Ontology annotation, biological process: carbohydrate metabolic process. The transcript has 6 exons. Gene Ontology annotation, molecular function: glycosyltransferase activity.
GAAUUGUCAGUGUGUCCGUCAUGAGCGGUGAGACCUGCCCUACGGAUGGACUGCUUGGUGGCAGACCCUCGAAGAUGAGAUCACCUGACGUAGGACGGCACUGCAAUCUGUGAUUGGUAUCGGUGGUGCGGCGAUUCUAGGACCGCCAUGGGACUGGGCAGCACCAUCGGCAGCGUCUUCUGCCGGAUUAGACUGUUGCUGUUCAUCGCUGUGUGUGUGAUGAUAGUUGGCUGGGCCAGCUUGUACUUGCGGGACAGCGAGCGUUACGGCCUCAAAUACAGGCAGGCCGGCAAUUUUUGGAAGUGUGCGCCACCUGACAGGAAGGCGGAAUUCGAAACCCUUCCGUCCGCCGUGGAGCAGACCACCAAUGAAGAUCCGGAGGUGAAAGUCUGCCCUGUUCUGUCUCCAUUACUGAAGGGGACCAUACCACUCUCCUUUGAUCCUUCCUUGGAUUUAGAAAAAGUGAAGAAGAAGUACCCCCAAGUGGACAAUGGGCGCUCCCACCCAGAGGGCUGCAGAGCCCAGCAACGCGUUGCCAUUCUCAUCCCACAUCGGAACCGGGAGAAACAUCUCCUCUACCUGCUGGACAACCUCCAUCCCUUCCUCCAGCGGCAGCAGCUGGACUACGCCAUCUACGUCAUUCAUCAGGCCGGCGAAGGGAAAUUCAACAGGGCCAAAUUACUCAAUGUGGGCUACUUGGAAGCCUUGAAAGAAGAGAAAUGGGACUGUUUCAUCUUACACGAUGUGGACCUGGUGCCCGAGAAUGAUUUCAACACCUACCUGUGCGAUACGGAGCCCAAACACCUGGUGGUUGGCCGCAAUGUUACGGGAUACAAGUUGUGGUAUAAAGGGUAUUUCGGAGGUGUGACCGCCAUGAGCAGGAACCAGUUUGCCAAGGUGAACGGCUAUUCCAACAAUUACUGGGGCUGGGGAGGCGAGGACGACGACCUGCGGCUCAGAGUGACUUACGGUAAGAUGACGGUGGUCCGGCCGCCUGCGGAGAUUGCCCGAUACACCAUGGUCUUUCACACCAGGGACUCCGGAAAUGAGGUCAACAACAGGAGGAUGAAGCUGUUGAAGGAAGUGUCCAAGGUCUGGAAGACGGACGGCCUGAAUUCCUGCACCUACAAGCUGCUGUCGGUGGAACACGAACCCCUCUACAUAAACAUCACAGUGGACAUAGGAAGGCCAAAGUAUUAAAUGGACCCCAAUACAUAACUGACAGCUAUAGAGACUGCAGGCCGAGCAGCCGGGACUGACCCGAUGCUGCCGAGCGGAA